Molecule: messenger RNA, 4335 nt
Organism: Leucoraja erinaceus (little skate)
Lineage: Eukaryota; Metazoa; Chordata; Chondrichthyes; Rajiformes; Rajidae
Product: cytosolic arginine sensor for mTORC1 subunit 2
Exons: 9
Coding region: 299-1288 (329 amino acids)
Biological process (GO): negative regulation of TORC1 signaling; cellular response to L-arginine
Cellular component (GO): cytosol
Source: RefSeq, a predicted model, not a curated record
GUUUGUUACAGUGAAACGAGCUGUUACAGUGGGAACUGCUAGGAUCAUCACUCUGCAUGUUGCCUCUUCCACCCAACCUCCUCUCUUUUUCUAAUCUCUCUCCACCCACCCCUACCUCCCUUCCUCCCUCCCCUCCUUCCUCCACCUCCCUCCCUCCCUCUUUUCAAGGAACUUUUUAUUUAAAAAAAAAACAUAUUUACAGACCAAGUGGGAAAUGAUAUAAAGGAGGACGAGGAUUUUUUUUUGAUUUUAUUUUUUUGUUGCAACGAGAUGAUCCACAAAUGAAAAGGAGGAAAAUAUGGAACUGCACAUCUUAGAGCACAGGCUGAAGGUAGCGAGUAUAGCCAAGGACGACAUUCAGUUGUUUACUCACGGAUUAAUAAAACUUGCUUUCCUGCCUUCAAAGACGAGGUGCAAGUUCUUCAGUUUGACGGAGACUCCUGAAGACUACACCAUCAUCGUCGAUGAGGAGGGUUUUAAGGAACUGCCAGGGCCCGAGCAGCUGAGCGUGGCAGAUGAGAUGUGGCUAGCGUUGAAUGUGGUGUCUGGCGGUGGCAGCUUCUCCGGCUCACAGCCCAUCGGAGUCACCAAGAUCGCCAAGUCAGUGAUCGCACCCCUCGCCGACCACAACAUCUCUGUCUUCAUGCUCUCUACCUAUCAAACAGACUUCAUCCUGGUACGGGAAAGAGACCUGCCUCUGGUCAUGCACACCCUGUCAGCAGAGUUUACCAUCCUCAGGGUAGUGAAUGGGGAGACAGUGGCUGCUGACCACCUAGGAAUCACCAAUGGAUUUGUGAAGCCAAAACUAGUUCAGAGGCCAGUUAUUCAUCCGCUCUCGAGCCCCAGCAACAAGUUCUGUGUAACCAGCUUGGAUCCCGACACCUUACCCACCGUAGCUACUCUUCUCAUGGACGUCAUGUUUUACUCCAACGGUGUGAAAGACUCGGCAAUAGGCAGCGAGGAAAGUGGUCACAUUCGGUUCUUUUCCUUCUCCCUCAUCGAACGCUACAUCUCGCUAGUAAUGGACGUGCAAACGCAACAGAGGUUUCCAAAUAAUCUACUAUUUACAAGUGCAUCUGGUGAACUUUGGAAGAUGGUUCGAAUAGGUGGGCAGCCCCUGGGAUUUGAUGAAUGUGGAAUCGUAGCUCAGAUUGCAGAGCCCCUGGCGGCGGCUGAUAUACCAGCAUACUACAUCAGUACAUUUAAGUUCGACCAUGCCCUGGUACCUGAAGAGAAUAUCAACAGCGUGAUUAACGCUCUCCAGGUCAGCCAGAACAAGAGACAUUAGGCGGAAAGCCGAGACGCUGUUGUUCCUUCCUCGCACGGUAUUUGAAGCUGGGCCUAGAUUUGAAGAAGAAUCCGUCGGGUGUGUGUGUUGAAUAGCGGAGAGAUUGUUUCCUUCCCCCCGACGAACCGUUGGCUUACUGAAGUCGUCCCCAAAGUGAAUGUUCCCUUUGUGUUCUGUUUGUGGACCGUGUCACGUUGUGCUGGUGAAGUCAAACUACUUUCUACUGAUAUUUGCCACCUCCCUCAUCCCACUGCCUUCUGUGAAGCAUCCACGAUGACUGACUGUCCUUCUGUGAAUCGCUCGGGAUAGUUUUAAGAUGCGUCACGUAGUUGAGUUUGUGUCAGUGGGGGGGGGAGGGGGGGCUUUGAGGCGGCUAAUUAAGUCUGGGACAGGUAUGGACAGUCUAGGGACAGGUACGUAAUAGUACAAAGUGAAUUUACAGCAAAACUCUGCUUUGAAGUGUCGACCAGGUUGGGGGGGGGGGGAACACUUAUCGACCGCAACGAUGACUACAAGAUUCCAACUGUCGGCUCCUGAUGCCUGUUUACCCGCUGAAUGAAAAUCAGCUUCAUUUGUGGUUCCUGGAGGGAGAGGCAGGUUGCAUCUUGCAGUGACCUUUGGCAAAGAGCUUCACCUGAUCUGUCCGUGGUGCUGACAAGGCAGUAAUCCAGUCCUGGAGCAAGAUCACACGCACGGUGCCGUUAACGGCAAAAGGUGGCGUUGGAAUCUUGCUCGGGGGGGGGUCUCGGGUCACUCACUACCUGGCGGUCGGUAGCGUGUUCCCCGUCACCCCCCGCGGGAGGUUGUGCACGGUGGGCGGGUCCGCUGGCUCCCAGCGCCGUCCACGCGUCUGGUCAGUGCCAUCAAUGGAGGUCAAUGGACAGGUGUCGCCUCCGGCACUGAUCCCACGCACAACCACCGCACAAGCACCGACCGCACCUGCCCACCGCCACCUGUGUCCUCCCAGCGUCGGGGGAACGGCAGACGGAUAGUCACCGUGGAAGGCUGACGUCAGUAGAAUGUCCCGGAAGAGUGUUUCCCCCCCCCCCCCCCAAUUUAGAGGCGAGAGAGAUGGGUUUCCGCGAACAAGAGCAAUGAACGCCCAGCUCCGCCAAGGCUCGUUUUGCUCCCCAUUCAUAUUAUGCCCAUUAUUAUCGACAAACCUGGACAAGCAAGUCGAGCGGAAAAUUCUUCUUAUCUUUCAAUGACGUUUUGAUCAAACUUUGGCCAGGCAUUCCUAAACUUGGAGAUCGGACUGCUGGGAUCUUAGGAAGGGAUCUUAUCCUUGAUGUUAACGUGUGGGGCAUAAGAUUCCGACCCAAUCAUCAGGUUCCCAAUUAGGAAUUGCAGUCUAACCCGAUAUUUUAAAUGUAAUCCCGCUGCGUUACGGAUGCCACACCUCUGGAUUAACAUAGUUCAAGCCAAUACUGAUGUAGCAUCAAGAUAAAUGUACAAUGUUUCUCGUCUGAAGUUACAGUUCAUGAGGGGGCAACAGAAUUAAUUAUGCACCACCCAUUGCAGAGUUCUGAAAAAGGGGGGAAAAGACAAAUUGGUUGAAGGGAAUAUUAAAAAAAUGUAGAUAUAUAUAUACAGCAUUCCACUUUUAUUGCUGGUCACGUCUUUAGAAGUGGCGAGAACUAACAUUAGAUUUGGUUAAGGAAGAACUGCAGAUUCUGAAAAAAAAUCGAAGGUAGACAAAAAUGCUGGAGAAACUCAGCGGGUGAGGCAGCAUCUAUGGGGAGGAAUAGGCGACGUUUAGGGUCUCUGCCUCGUCUUUUUCCCGCCUCCUCCCCUCCCCCCGACAUCAGUCUGAAGGAGUGUCUCGACCCAAAACCACGCCUAUUCCUUCUCUCCACAGAUGCUGCCUCACCCACUGAGUUUCUCCAGCGUUUUUGUCUACCGAACAUUAUAAUUGGAAUCACAUUGGCUUGGGUUUUAUAUUAACGUACAACUGAUUGUCGUCGCUGUUUUAAUAGCUCUGCUCUUCAAAGCUGACCCCAAUUUACUUUCGAAGGAGUUGAAAGAAGUGUGCAUUAUUGCUGUAUUCGCCCUUUUUAAUUCUGCAAUUGGUGGUAUAUUUUAUCGAUUAUUCUUUUAAUAGGGCAGCACCGAGUCUGGCGCCUUUAUCUCCAUGACAAUGGAUACAUGUGCUGAUACUUUAGAACAGGUGCCACCUAUCCGUCAGGGGCAGGGAGAAUGUAGAGUGCUAUUUAUAUUUUGUACACUAAUUUGCACACAGUUGCCAGAAAGCCCUUGAAUGAUAACUUGAGACCACGUUUACCUGGGUCAGGUAACCUCCGCCAUCCACCGUUUCCUUCGAUGUCAUUUAUGCACAUUUUUGUGAAAGUAAAUAGGACUUCACUUUUUUUUUGUACUCCGACAUUCACUGUAAAAUCCACUCCUUUAUUCUUCAGUGGUCGGUAGUGGAAGGAUUUUUUUGCUCUUCUAGACUCCACAGUAUUACCUGUCGGAUGUACAGUCGCAAGAGGCGAUGGCAAGAGACAUGAAGCUGCCUGUAAACAUGUGCUGAAGUGCCUGCUUAAUCAUCAGCCUGCUUCAUUAAGGAACAUUAACAAAGCUAAGAUUGUAGUUCUGAGAUGGGGGUUCCAAAGUGUGUCAUGAAAUUACGAAAUAGUUCAAAGCUGGUCUGCUUUCGAUUGAAUUUACUUUUGUUAAAAACUACAUUUUUCAUUUAUUUCAAGGCCUGGUUUACAGAAGUGAUGUGUGAUCCUUGAUCGUAGAUGCUGUGUUUUACUAUUGGGGAAAUGUGCUGAAACACUAACCGGAGAUUUUUUUAUUAAGUGUUUUUUUAACCCCAGCUGCUUGUUGAAUCAGUGGUAGCAGCAACGUUUACAAGCUAGUGACUUCUGAACUCUUCAUUUCAUGCUCGUCAUUAAUAUAUCUAUAUUUGCUGUGCCACAUUCACGGACCUCUUGUGUUUUCAUUUUUGCAUGCGUGCAUUCAGCUCGUCCUAACUUUUAGUUUGUUUGCUGCCUGUAAUUGGUGAACCACUGCGUAGUCCAUGGUGAUGGGAGAACGUGUGAAUG